AAAAAAAUGAUGCUGACUAAUUUACAGUUCGUUCGUAAAUCACCAAAUGUCCUUAUUACCACCCUUCUCAACUUUUCCUCCAUAUUUGAAUGCGCAUCCGAGAGGCCCCUUACUCUUUCCCACCUGGUAAACGAAUAAAACCGUUACGGGCAAUCUCGCAAUUACGAUCAAAUCUCAGUGGCAAAUUUAACCCCGGCCGAAAUUUCAGAGUCCCGUCGACAUGACCUCGCCGCCCUAAGCCUGUGCUCGAGCCCUGAUAGCACUGCUCCUCACUUCAAAGAUAUCAAAUUCUAUAAAAAAAAAAAAACCUAAUUUACUCUUUUACCCUCUCCGGCCACCCCCCAACACGACUCCACCCUCAAAUUCGGAUAAAAGAUCGGGAAUAAUAUAGUCAAAAAAUUUAUAAACCGUCUUAUAUUUAUAUUUUUGUUUUAAAAAUUUUCUGAAGCCCAUAAAUUCAAAUUCGGAUCGUUACAAAACCUCGGCUCUAUAAAACAAAAUAAAAAACAAAAAACCCGGGCAGGAGCUUCGAUAGCUUGUACCUUGCGCUGUUGAUGUUGUCCUUUGUUCUGCGUUUUUCAUUUUCUCUCUUCGUUGAAAUAAAAUUUAUUUUGCCUUGAAUGCUACAGUGAAGCUGGCGUACUCACCGCCGUCGUCGACUCAACAUUGCUGUUUCCAAGAUUUCUUGGGUUUCUGAGGGAAAAUCAGUUUCAAAUUAUCGGUGCAAAUGGCGGCGAAGUUUAGUAAUGGUUGAUUCAGGGGAAGUUCGAGCGGCAUUUUGAAGAGAGAAAGAUAGAGGGAGAGAGAAAUGGAAGAGGAGAUGGAGAUGGAGAUAGAGCCAGUGUUCGAGGUGAGAGAGAUCGAUCUCGAUUAUGAGUUUGAUGCGGCUCGUUUCUUUGAUUUCACGCGCGAGGAGUCGCCAGCGGAGGCCAGAGAAGCUGAACUUUGGUUCGAGUCGGCCCCAACUUGUCCUCCCUCUCCUUUAGUGACAAAGUUAGUUUUAAGGGAGGAGAGUCUCCUGGAAAAUGUGACUAAGUCGUCUCCAAAAUGUGAAGACAUGGAAGACACUAGUACAUUACAUGAAAAUGAUUCUGAAAAUGUGAUGGCAUUGGAAUUUUCAGCUAUGGCUGCCACUAAUAGAGGCAACGAUGGAACUAACAGAGCGGCCUUCACCAAUAUACAGAAAGUUUUACAAAAGGCUCUGAAUCAACCAUUUCAAUUAACUACAGGCACGACAACUUACAAUCAUAUACCCAGUGAUAAAUUAAAAGCUAAAUUUAAGGGCCUGAAACCAUUAAUGCCCUGGAGCUCGACUUACAUGAAACCUACUGCAAGUCAGUUAGCCAAACAAAAUUGGUCCCCUCAAGUUGCUACAUCCAGAUUUCAGAAGCUACAGGUGCUAAACAGUGAUAGAAGCCAAGGUAAUUCUUCUGUGGUUGAAAGUCAAGCUGCCAAGAGGCAGAAGCUAGAGGGAGGUCUCUCAUGUAAGGUUGAUGAGGCAAAGCAACAGACUAUUUUGGUCCACAAGGCACCUAAAAAGGAUGGAAUAGAUAGAAACACCAUCAGUAGCAAGCUGAAGCUUACCAUUCCAAGGGAACCAGAGCUUGAAACAGCCCACAGGGCUCAAAGAUUAUGGCCUAAGAACAGUACAGAAGAAGAGCAUGUUACAUCUGCCACGUAUAGAUUCAAAGCACGCCCAUUGAAUAGAAAAAUUCUCAAGGCUCCUUCAAUUCCUCUUCCUAAGAAGAGUAUUCCAAAGUUGCCAGUGUUUCAAGAAUUUCACCUAAAGACAUCAGAAAGGGCUGUACACCUCUCGUCAGCUGUAUCAUCCUCCUCAUUCCAAACAAAUGACGCUGAUAAGAGGUCUGAGAAACCUUGUACAAUUGCUGCUAGUGGCAAUGGAACUAGAGAAGCCAGAAGACCAAGUCCCAUGGAUGCCACUAGGCAGGAUGCCUGUGACACAAAGAACAACUUCAAAGCUCGUCGUUUGAAUAAGAAGAUAUUUUCCAGUAAAGGAGAUAUUGGUGUUUUCCGAAAUAUCAAGAGGGAAACCACAGUGCCAAUGGAAUUUAAUUUCCAUACAGAGAAGAAGGUUCCACAAAAUCCACCCAUAGAACUUUUUAGUAAGGGCUCAAAAGAAAAUAGAUUGACUUCUUUCCAACCAGAAAAUGAGAUGAUGCAUUUGGCAAAGGAGAAACCACAUGUGCUCAGCGGAAAGAACAUUCAGUGUGCGAGUGAUGGUUGCUUCACUGAAGUUGGUAAUCAACUGAGCAUGAGGAGCUUGGGCAUCCGCUGAAAGUAAAGGCAGCAGUCCCAGAUGGCUUACCACCACAUGAACAUCCAACUUAAAUAUUCUGCUGUUGGUUUAGAAUUUUGACGGAUCAACAGUUGACAAUUGCAGAAAUCAUAUCAACAUAGGUUUUCGGUGUAUAUGGAAUCUGUUGAUAUCCACUUUACUACAAAUCAAUAUUUAUCUGUGGCAAAAAAAAAAAAAAUCAAUCUUUUAACUCUAAAGAAACUGAACUUUUGUGCUCCAUACUUGUGGGUCACAAGUGCAUAAUACAAUAAAAGUGUUACAGGUUUUAACAAGGCCUCUUACCGAUUCCUUUGACUUCAA
Messenger RNA from Durio zibethinus, 2617 nucleotides. The record is from RefSeq and is a predicted model, not a curated record. NCBI's taxonomy places the organism in Eukaryota, Viridiplantae, Streptophyta, Magnoliopsida, Malvales, Malvaceae.